AUGGCCGAACCGAUCAUUCCAUCUGGCUCCGGCAACAAGCCUCUAUCCAAGCCCGCUCAUGCUCUCACAUACGAGGCUGUCAUCAACGAACUCCAAGCCGACGACAACGCUGGUCUAUCCUCGGUCGACGCCAAAGAGCGUCUCGAAGUCUAUGGAUCAAAUGAUCUCGGUGACGGCGCCGGUGUGCAGCCUGGCAAGAUUCUUCUUCGCCAGGUUGCUAAUGCUAUGACUCUAGUGCUCAUCAUGGCCAUGGCCGUGAGCUUCGGUAUUGGAUCCUACAUUGAAGGUGGCGUAGUCACCGCUGUCAUCGUUUUGAACAUUGUCGUUGGUUUCUGGCAGGAGUUCAAUGCUGAGAAAACCAUGGACUCGUUGAAGAGUCUUAGUUCUCCAACAGCUAGUGUUGUUCGCGCGAGCGAAAACAUCACGAUUCCUACGGUUGAAAUCGUACCCGGUGAUAUGGUUGAUUUGAAGACAGGAGAUACUGUUCCUGCGGACUUGAGACUUUUCGAGGCCGUCAACUUCGAGACCGAUGAAGCAUUGCUUACCGGUGAAUCCCUCCCUGUCCGCAAAGACCCAGUUGCCGUAUUUCCCGAUGAUACUGGCCCUGGAGAUCGAUUGAACAUCGCCUACAGCUCUUCGACGGUGACAAAAGGCCGAGCUAGAGGGAUUGUCUUUGCUACAGGGUUGAAUACCGAGAUCGGGUCCAUAGCCGCCGCYCUCCGCGCAACCGGAUCGAAGGUUCGUGCCGUGAAGCGCAAUGAUCAGGGAAAAGCUGGCCCACAUCGCUAUGCGCAAGCCUGGAGUUUGACGGCAUCGGACGCCGUCGGACGGUUCCUUGGAGUCAACAUCGGAACACCUCUGCAAAAGAAGCUGUCCCGGCUCGCGAUUCUUCUCUUUUGCAUUGCGGUAGUCUGCGCAAUCAUUGUACUCGCGGCGAACGACUUCUCCAAUGAGCGCGAAGUUAUCAUCUACGCCGUUGCCACGGGAUUGAGCAUGAUUCCUGCCUCACUGGUAGUAGUUCUCACGAUUACUAUGGCUGCUGGGACCAAGCGCAUGGUCGAAAGACAUGUCAUCGUACGCAACUUGAAGUCGCUAGAGGCACUCGGCGCUGUUACGGAUAUCUGUUCCGACAAGACUGGAACUCUUACCCAAGGCAAAAUGAUCACCAAGAAGGCAUACAUCCCAGCGUGUGGGACAUUCUCUGUGGAAGAUGCUAAUGAGCCAUACAAUCCAACUGGCGGAUUCGUAACGCAGACCAUGGCCUCGUCCGAGUCAGUAGAAAGCGAGAAAAGUAAUGCGCCAAUGGACACAGCCCUCGCAAAGUCCGACGCCAAUCUUGGUUCCUUCCUCGACGUUGCAGCUCUUGCGAACAUCUCAACCAUCUGGAAAGGAAAGGAAGACGGAGAGUGGCACGCAAGAGGUGACCCAACUGAGAUUGCCAUCAACGUGUUUGCCCUUCGCUUCGGUUGGUCUCGACAGGAUCUUAUUGGCACGGAGCGCCCAGUAUGGAAGACGCUGCUGGAAUUCCCAUUCGACUCUGAUGUAAAGAAGAUGUCGGUUAUCUUGGAAAACACAGGGACCGGAGAUUUACAGGUUUUCACCAAGGGAGCGGUUGAGCGUGUUCUCCAAAGCUGCUCCAACUUCCAUGCCACAAGCGACUCCGAUGACACGACUGAGAUGACCGACGACCAUCGAAACCGCAUACUCAACAAAAUGGAGGACUUUGCGUCUUACGGCCUUCGUGUUUUGGCUCUCGCCAGCCGGAUCGCACCAUCCCAUCUCAACUAUGAGAAAGAGCUCGACCGCAACCAAGUAGAAUGCGAGUUGACGUUCCGGGGUCUGAUUGGUCUUUACGACCCCCCAAGAGCAGAGUCCGCCGGCUCCGUCGAGGAGUGUCGUCAGGCAGGCAUCGAAGUGCACAUGUUGACAGGUGACCACCCCGGAACUGCACGCGCCAUUGCCAUCGACGUUGGAAUUCUUCCAUCCCACAAGAAGAUGGAGAAUUUGCCAAAGGAUGUCGCUGAUUCUCUCGUCAUGACCGCUGGCGAAUUCGACAAGCUCAGCGAUGACCAGAUUGAUAAACUGCCCCAACUGCCGCUCGUUGUGGCACGAUGUGCCCCAAAUACGAAAGUCCGGAUGAUUGAGGCUCUGCAUCGUAGGAAGCGCUUUGCAGCUAUGACUGGCGAUGGUGUCAAUGAUUCUCCAUCGUUGAAGCGCGCUGACGUGGGUAUUGCCAUGGGUCAGGCGGGAUCCGAUGUUGCAAAGGAUGCCUCGGAUAUCAUUCUCACGGACGACAACUUUGCAUCCAUCACUAAUGCCAUUGAAGAAGGCCGGCGCAUGUUUGACAACAUCCAGAAGUUCAUCCUUCACUUGCUCGCCGAGAAUAUCGCACAGGCAUGCACUUUGCUCAUCGGUCUUGCGUUCAAGGACUCCCGCGGUCUUUCGGUGUUCCCUCUGGCGCCAGUCGAGAUUCUCUGGGUCAUCAUGAUCACGUCGGGAAUGCCUGACAUGGGUCUCGGCUUCGAAGUUGCAACCCCUGACAUCAUGAACCGGCCGCCUCAGUCCCUGAAACGAGGCGUGUUUACUUUGGAAGUCAUGGUGGACAUGCUCGUUUACGGUCUUUGGAUUGCAGCAUUGUGUUUGGGCGCCUUUUCCCUGGUCCUCUUUGGAUUCGGUGAUGGCAACCUUGGAGUAAACUGCAACGACUCCUACUCGGCCGAUUGUGAUACUGUAUUCAGAGCCAGAGCGACAUGCUUUGCUUGUCUCACUUGGUUCGCGCUAUUCCUCGCCUGGGAGUUGGUUGACAUGAGAAGGAGCUUCUUCCGGAUGCAGCCUGGCAGCAAGAAGUACUUUACACAGUGGAUCUAUGAUGUUCGUCGCAACAAGUUCCUCUUCUGGGCUAUCAUUUUCGGAUUUGUGACCAUAUUCCCUACGCUUUACAUCCCGGUCAUCAACCGUGUGGUGUUCAAGCAUGAAAAGAUCACGUGGGAAUGGGCAGUCGUUGUGGUUGCGACGAUGCUUUUCUUCGCUGGCGUCGAGGCCUGGAAGUUUGCCAAGAGGGUUUACUUCCGUCGAACUUCAGGAGUUCGUUCCGCUGGCAUUGAUUGGGAGAAAGAUGAAACAUCGGAUGCGGAGAAGGGCGACAUCGACCAGAAAGCGUGA
This is a messenger RNA of Ramularia collo-cygni, 3162 nucleotides long. Its product is annotated as probable ENA5-Plasma membrane P-type ATPase involved in Na+ and Li+ efflux. Gene Ontology annotation, biological process: intracellular calcium ion homeostasis; calcium ion transmembrane transport. The coding region runs from base 1 to 3162 and encodes 1053 amino acids. Gene Ontology annotation, cellular component: plasma membrane. Gene Ontology annotation, molecular function: ATP hydrolysis activity; ATP binding; P-type calcium transporter activity. Lineage: Eukaryota; Fungi; Ascomycota; Dothideomycetes; Mycosphaerellales; Mycosphaerellaceae. The transcript has 7 exons. The record is from RefSeq and is a predicted model, not a curated record.